AAAGGACGCUGAGUGACACCAUCAACCAGGAAGUGACAUCACACAGUGACUCAGCCAUGGCUCAGUGAGUUACUUUGCCCUCUUGUUCCUGCUCUGCCCCUGAUUUGGACUUCUACAGUGCAUAUAAUUAUCAUCCCUGCUCUCUCCUAGCAGCAGCCUACAUGGACUCAAGGCCAGGCUUGUACUGAACAGCCCUGAAGUAAAAUCUAUUGAUGAGGGGCUCAAGAGUCGAGUUUUAAUGGAGCUGGUUGCAAGAGACUGUCCCAAGUUGAAGGAAAGAUCUUUUCACUGAUUUGCUUCAGCAAAAUUAGGGAACUAAGCAAGGCUAUUUGCAACAUAUGCAACCAACCAAUUAACUAUGUCACAAGUAGGAAGAUUUCACUCCGGAAACAUAUGGAGCAUCCAAAACAUGUGAAAGUAUGGAAGAUCUGACAACAGAAAAUGUGCAUUGAGAAAGCACCAGCAGAUAAUUAUCUGCACCAGCAGAUAGUUAUUGUUACGGCUCCACACAACAACUCAGAGCAACCCAGAUAAAAUCCUUCCCUAUGCAAACAUGUUGCACAGGAUCAACAGGGCAAAGAGGAAGAAGGUAGGACCUGGAUCAAGGAGUUGUGCAAGGAAUGGGUCCAAGAAUUUCACAAAUGAGGGGAAGAUUAGAAAGGUCAGGAUUUGCAAGAAGAUACCCACAGUUUCAUAAACCCCACAAUGAGCAGGAAAGACUUGUCAGGGUUUUUUUUAUCCUGCUCCAUCAAGCCGGAACACCUGAUUUACAGCAAGGGGAGGAAUCUCUGGGCCAAAAAUGAAGUUGCUCAACCUGAACUUAGCAGAGGCCCAUCUUGCAGCGCUUUUGUUGGCCCUGAAGUCUCAUCCAUCCUGGACCAACUAGGGAGGGAAAACCCUGUGGUAAAGGCUCUCAAAACAAAGGUAUGGUAUGGCUUUAUUUAGGUAAACAAUAAAAACGUGACAUCUCAGGAUGCAGUCCACCCAGAGGUGGGCAUGCGAAAGCACAAUUAAACACUAAUUUCUAACAUGGUUUUUGAUCUUAGACAAAACAGAAUUACAUAUUAACACCCUAACCAUACAAAUUUCAUUAAUUAAUAAGAAAAAAAAAAACACUCUACUAUGUGCAUUUCUAGAAUUAAAUGAAAAACACUUCCUAAGUGACUUACCUUGGAACAGUCUCUGCAUAUACAGUAUGUCCUUACUUGUUUCUUAAACUGUACUCUAUAAAAGGUAAUCCAAGCGUAAACUAGCUGUGCAGGUGAUCUUAAAGCAAGACUGCCUCUUGACAGUCCAACCUUGAGGACUGUAUCAUGCUUGGACCAGGACGCACAGGGAAGUCAACACAUUCUCUAGAAGUUGCUGAAAAUGUUAGCAGCUGUGAAGCUUAAUGAACUGGAGAGAGCUGUGUUUCUACAUGAAAUACACAGAUAUGCAAGUGACAUGUCUCUGCCUCAGAUGACAGAGGAGACAUGAGUUGAUUCACUGUGGAAUGCUGUUAGGAAGACCCAGAGAGGUAUCUCUUCGUUCUUCUUCUGCUGGUUUGAAGGUUCGAGGUUCCUCUUCUUCUGUUCAGUCACUCCUUCAGUCGUACAGCAGCUCACUGAGGAAACCUCGAGGCCUUGGACGCAGCCUGAGCUCUUACCUGAACCAUACCAACAGACUGGAGAUUGUCCAUGAGGAUGUGAAGAUGAGUUCAGAUGGAGAAAGUGAUCUGGCUUCUUCUUCAGAUGACGUACAGAGUCCAGUUAGAGUAAGACUGAGGAACAAAAAGAUCUCUACUGAGGACAUUAAUAAACGUCUCUCGUUACCAGCUGACAUUCGUCUUCCAGAUGAUUACCUGGAGAAGUUUAAUCUGAUUGGUCCAGCUCUGUUUGAGCAGCCAAUCAGCAGGCGGCUGCGCAGAGUAUCUCUGUCAGAGAUUGGUUUUGGGAAGCUGGAGACGUACAUCAAACUGGACAAACUGGGAGAGGGGACCUAUGCCACAGUGUACAAAGGUCGCAGUAAACUGACUGAAAAUCUUGUGGCUCUGAAGGAAAUUCGACUGGAACAUGAAGAAGGAGCUCCAUGUACUGCCAUUAGAGAAGUGUCUCUGUUGAAGGAUCUGAAACAUGCCAACAUCGUCACGCUUCAUGACAUCAUCCACACGCAGAAAUCCCUCACACUGGUGUUUGAGUACCUGGACAAAGAUCUGAAACAGUACCUCGACGACUGUGGAAGCAUGAUCCAUGUUCACAACGUCAAACUCUUUCUUUUCCAGUUGCUGCGAGGUUUGUCGUACUGUCACUGCAGGAAAGUUCUCCAUCGAGACCUGAAACCCCAAAACCUGCUGAUCAAUGAACGAGGAGAGCUCAAACUGGCAGAUUUUGGUUUGGCUCGAGCCAAGUCGAUCCCAACGAAGACGUACUCUAACGAGGUGGUGACGCUAUGGUACCGACCACCAGACAUCUUGCUGGGCAGCACUGACUAUUCCACUCACAUCGACAUGUGGGGUGUUGGUUGUAUUUUCUAUGAGAUGACAACGGGUCGACCUCUUUUUCCUGGUUCCACAGUUGAGGAGGAGCUUCACUUCAUCUUCAAACUGCUGGGUACUCCCACAGAACAGAGCUGGCCUGGGAUCAGUUCUAAUGAGGAGUUUGUUACGUACAACUACCCUCAAUACAGAGCAGAGAGACUAAGUAACCAUACUCCCAGGCUCAGCACUGAAGGAGUGGAGUUGUUGUCAAAGUUUCUGCAGUUUGUAGGGAAGAAGAGAAUCUCUGCAGACGAGGCGAUGAAUCAUCAUUACUUCAGUAGUCUUGGAAACAGAGUGAUGUCACUUCCUGACACAACGUCUAUCUUCAGUCUGCCAGAGAUUCAACUGGAAAAAGAAACAACAAGACCAACAGCUACCCCUAAUCCAGCAAACAGUCCGACUAGGAGGCGGAGUCUGCUCUUCUGACAUCAUUGGGCGGGCUCUGUGCUUAUGACAUCAUCGGGGGCAGGGUCUGCUCUUCUGGCACAAUCAGGGGGCGGGGUCUGCUGCAGGACAGACAAAAGGAAACCAAAAGGACAACGAGUGUUGAUUUUUUUUUGGAGAAGGAACCGCUGCUGGUUAACAGGAAGUAAAACAAUAGAAAAAGUAAACUGACUGAACUCUUCAAUGAUUGUUUCUCAAGAGAAGAAGAAGAAAAUGAGAGACACAAUAAUGAAUCACAGUUGCCAAGGGUUAGGGUUAGGGUUAGGGUUAGUAGGUUAACCCUGACCAAUUGGAGAACAGCGUAGAGCUUCUCCUCAGUACAUCAAGAAAUGAACAAAUGAAUGAAUAAGUGAAUGGUUUAAAGCUUCCUGAACAGAUGUUGGAGUGAAUUCUGUCUUCCAUUUUACCUACACAGAUUUAAAACAUUAAAAAUCAAGUUUUUAAUAAGGCUCUUAACAGGAUCCUGGAAAACCAGGAAUUCUGUUAAGAUUUGUUGUCGCAGCAACACCUGGAAACAGUCAGGAGUCACCUGUAUGAACACCUGCAGUGUCUGUAGAGGCACUGUUCGAAUUAACCCAUUUUCACUUUCACAGAGAAGCAUCAUGUCAUACUAAACAAAAUGGCAUCACAGUCAUUCAGACUGGUGAUGUCACAGGUGACAGAAGUUUGUGUGACUCUAUUCUCUGAGGCUGCAGCUGCACAUAUUUUAAAAGUAAUAGAAAUACAUCACACAACAGGAAAGUCUGUAAAAAUUCUCAUUUCGUAACAAAGUAAACAGAUUAAUACCUUAAAUUAUGACCUGAAUUAAGAUUACAUUUGUUUUGUGAAAGCAGAACUUUAAACAGAAUUUAUCAUCCGGUCAGACAGUAAGCUCUGCAGACAAACGGAUUGAUUUUCAACCUGUUUUAUAUUCAGAACAGAGUAUAAACUGUACAUAAGAAUUAUAUCUGCAGUAACAGAUAGCAGGUUUCAUUUUAAAUAAACUAGUUUUACAGGAAAGGCUGAUGGACGUUUUUAAAAUGUAGCUCUUCAGAGUUAAAAUAACUUUAUAAUCUGUUUGUGUUUCUGCCAUAGUAAAGUACUAAAUUUACACUACAGUAUCUACAAUACAAUACAGUGUUACUAUAAAACAGACUGAAACUAACAGCCUGCAGGAUAAAUCAUGUUUAUUUUAACACAAAUCUGCAGAAAACAAGAUUUCACUGUUUUAUUCUGAAAGUAUGAAACUGGUUUCUUCUGUUUUGCAUGUGUGUCGUACACUCAGUCUGUAUACUGUAGUACUGUUAAUAUAAAUACUAAUACCGAAAAAAUAUAGUAGUACUGUAAAUAUUACACAGUAAUACUGUAAAUCUGCAGUGAACAGCUGUGAGUCAGCACAGCUUUUCUCUCUAUGUGCUGUUUAUCACAGACACAUGUAUUUUAACAGGAAUUGCAUUUAUGAAUUAAUUUAUAGUUUUUAUUUUAAUUGGUGGUCAACAACUUGUUUUUAUCACUGAGACUGUUGGGAAUCAGGAGAGGACGAUGUUAUGAAACCAGAGCCUCAGUGACAUCACUGCCCCCACCUCACUGAACCGUAUGAUCCGUCAGUGUAGGGCUCUGAUUGACUGGUUUAGUUUUAAUAACAGUGAGUUGUUUUCUGUUUGUCUCUACACAGACCCACUCAACGCUCCAGUCAGAGCUUCACAAACAAAAUCAAAUUUUGCUCCUACUGAUAAGUUUUGCUUCAAAAAUACCUCAAGGUUUUGUUUCAAAGCCGAGAAAAUGCACCAACACUCAGUCGACAGUCGUCAUGCAUCUGUCAGUCAGUUUCUGUCACAUAUCUGAUGAAUUCACUGGAAAUUCCAGAUGUUUCGAAGGGUUAGGGUUAGGAAUAGGGGUAUUUCAGACUUUUUUCCACUUCCUGUCAGUUUAAAUCUGUACUUAAAUAGAAAUUCAGAUCAGUUUUUUUUUUUUUAGGCAGAACAAACUUUUUUGUUGUGUUUUUAUUUACAUGUGACAGAAGUUGUGUCUGUGUGGAAACCAACUUUAAACCAACAUUUUAAACCGAUUCAGAGACUUGUGAAGAAGUUUUAAUCUCACCUGCUCAGAGUCCAGGUGUCAGUGGGUGGGGCUUAUCUGCAGUUCAUCAGUUUCCGGUAGUUUUUCUUCAGAUUCUUGUUCCUUCAGAUAAUCUUUGUGAUUUCUCUGAAAAACAUUUAGAAUUUUUUUAGGUUUUUUUUUUCCAGUUACAAGCGUUAACAUUUUUUAAACAAACUGCUGUUGUGAAUUUUUUUUAGAUGUGAAGAAAUAUUAGCAAUAGGAAAAUAUUGAUCAGAAGACAAUAAUGAUUGAUCAGAGUGUGUUUGACUCGGGAAUCUGAGUUUUUAAUCUGCUGUAAAAAUGUCAUGUACAUGUUUGUAUGUGAGAGGUUAAAAAUAUACAAUAUAUAAAAAACACAUUUUAUUAUUUUACUGUAUAUCAGUGGAUCAACGUGAUGCUGAUCGGCAGAACUCUAAUCAAACUGAAGAAAAACUUCUCUACAAGUCUAAAAUACUGAAUAAUUUGUGUGUCCAGUUCAAAACAGCAAUCAGAGAAAAAAAUAGGAGAAUAUUUUGAAAGUGUUAAAUAUCUGACAGAAACAGGAAAAUGUCACAGUAGGAAAACCUCUGCAAUCCAUUAUUGUGUUUAAUAGUUUAAAUAAUUUAGGUUUGUGUAGUGUUUUAAAGAUUGAGUUUAAAAUAUUUUUUUCUGUUGCUCAUCAUGAAAACAUUUUAAUUAAAUCCACUGAGAUUCAAAGUUAUAAAACAAAAAGUGGAGGGGGUUCUAGUAAGUCAGAGAAUAUUUCUGACAGUUCAGAGUGUUUUCUGUGUUUCUGUGAAUCAAACAGACACUCUGUUUUUGUGAAUGAAAUGUGUCAAAGUGAUAUAAUGGGCAGAGUUACAGUGAAGUGUCACAAGUUUAUGCUGAGUGUGUGUUAAUGAAUGACUGUUGAAUGUAACUACAAACUAGAUGUGGUCAGUACUUUAAACUUGAAUGAGUUUACAGUAAUAAUGUGUACAGAGCAACUGAUUAUUAGAGAUAAUCUGAGUUUUUAAUCUGCACGCUGCAGUGUUGCAUUGUUCCUCAACUGCUGUUCAACAGCAGAAAAAACAGCAUUAAGAUCUGAAACUAGAGAUUAGCCAUCUCUUCAGAGGUCUAGAUUUUUGAUUUUUAGAAACAAGAAGUGAUGUAAAAAGUUGAUCCAGAUCAGUCAGUAGAUCUGGUUCAGGAGCAGGUUGCUUAUAUCUGAUGAAUGGAAACUAAACAUGUAAACACCUAACACCUCACACUCCUGUUUUUCUAAUUGUCAGUACGGAGACUAAAGGGUUAAAACCAGCAGUUACUGUGAAACUAAUAAAACUCCACAGUCUGACUUUUUUGGGUUAAA
Xiphias gladius (swordfish) is the source of this 6365-nucleotide messenger RNA. RefSeq names its product cyclin-dependent kinase 16 (gene cdk16). The coding region runs from base 1493 to 2941 and encodes 482 amino acids. Gene Ontology annotation, biological process: protein phosphorylation; neuron projection development; exocytosis. Gene Ontology annotation, molecular function: protein kinase activity; ATP binding. Gene Ontology annotation, cellular component: nucleus; cytoplasm; synaptic vesicle. The record is from RefSeq and is a predicted model, not a curated record. The transcript is spliced from 21 exons. Lineage: Eukaryota; Metazoa; Chordata; Actinopteri; Istiophoriformes; Xiphiidae.